Molecule: messenger RNA, 816 nt
Organism: Ambispora leptoticha
Lineage: Eukaryota; Fungi; Glomeromycota; Glomeromycetes; Archaeosporales; Ambisporaceae
Source: the annotation of a GenBank genome assembly
AUGCCCGUAAUGAAACGCGAUGUUGGAAGUGAUGUGCUUCAACAUGGGCAAGAUGACUUCGAAAGCAUUACGGUUCAAACUUCAAUUUUUGGAAUAAUUUUGAUUUCAAUUGGCCUGCUUUAUACAUUUUUCGGGAUUAGGUUUUUCAAGAUUACCGUAUUCUUGGUCGGAUUCUACAUCGGCGCUAUCCUCGCAUGGAUUGUUUUAACGAACGUUGAACCUUCCGAUGGCUAUGGCAAUUCAUCUGGUAUUAUUUAUCUGGCGGUUACUCUGGUUACUGGUCUCAUUUUAGGAUCAAUAGCUGUUUGUUGUUCUGACAUUGCUAUUUAUUUAUUGGGCGCACUCGGUGGUUAUUCACUCGCUUUGUUCGUCCUUUCAUGGUCUGACAAUGGAGUAAUUCAAUCAAAGAACGGGCGAAUAAUCUUCAUAAUAGUAUUAACUCUCCUCGGUGCAAUCCUAACUUUUGUAUUCGAGGACGCCAUCAUAAUACUCAGCACUGCAUUAAUCGGUGCAUACAGCAUCAUAUUUGGCAUCGACUUGUUUGCACAUACAGGAUUCACCGAAUCAGUACAAGAAUUUCUGGAUGGAAAUCAUCAGGUUGUGUACAGUGUCGAUACGAAAGUUUACCUGAUGCUUGCUGGGGUACUUGCUCUCUUCAUUAUUGGCACGAUUUUUCAAUGGAGGGUUCAUCGUGGGGAAUUUGGCCGGCGUCGUGCUGCGAAAUCAAAGACAGCUCCUUCUCCGGCUUAUUCUACUCCUCCUGAAAAUAUUACUGAAAAGAAGAAAAAAGGCUGGACGCUUCAAUUCAAAAAAUAG